UCAGGUAUAUUUCUAUUUUAAAAAAAUUUUUUAUCAAUAUAAAAAUUUAGAAUAAAUUUAAUAGAAAAAUUUAAAAUUUACAAAUAAUAUUAUAAAUAAAUAAUAUUGAUAAAUUUCAUUACAUAUAGUAUAACAUAAUUCUAUAUAGUUCAAACAUUUUAGAUUAGUGUAAAGCAUGUAUAUACAUGUACCUUUAUAAAUAGCUAUUACUAUGCAUGAAAUAUUUUUUAUAAAAUUAUAUAUUAAAUAUAUAAAAUUCAAUAUUUUGAAUAUAUUGUUGAAUUUUUUAUUUUUUAAAUUUUUAAUAUAUAAAGUAGGUUAUUAUUCAAUAUAUAGAAUAUCUAAUACAAAAAAAUAUAAAAAUAUUUUUAAUAUGUGUAUAAAUAUAUAUGAUAUUUAUAAUUUUAUUAAUUAUAUAUUUUUUAUAUUAUUAGAUUACUUAUAGAUUAUUUAUUUUUAUUCGUGUAAUAUAUGUACAUAUUUAAAUCAUAAAAAUCAUUUUUCGUAAAAAUUUUAGUAAUUCAUAAAUUCGCGCAGGCGCACAUAUAAAAAUAUUGCGUUGCAUCGCCAUUCUAUUAGUCAAACAAGAUCCGGCAGUAUUUCAUCUGUUCAAAGUGUAAUGCGUUUUGGUACAAUUUGCCGGUUAUAAUAGUUUUUAUAAGAUCAUUGUGCUUAAUUUGAUGAACAAUCAUGUAUAAUAAAAAAAAAUACUACGGAAUAAACAUUUUUAUAAUUAGUUAUUUUAUUGAACAAUUAAAAAAAGAAAUUAUGUGACAAUAGUGCGAUUAAAAAUUGAUUAAAAAAAAUGUCAUAUUGUAUUGAUAAAUAAUACAUUAAAUAAGCUCAAAAUGCUUUUUAAAUCUUCGCAUGAAACAUGCUAAUAUGAUAUAUAUUAAUUGAUCGAAAUAAUACAUUCAGAAUCUAUAAGAUUUCAUGUAACCAUGUGGGAUCAUAUCAUACUGCGAAUCUUUGAAUAUCACAUUCUUCGUUGCAGGGCAAAAUACUGUUAAUUAUGAUAAUACAAUUGUUAUAUGUACAUAUACAGGUUCAUCCUGCAAAAGAAUAUAAAUCGUAGUCAAGUGAAUUAGUCACGUGAUGAGUUCAAAAGUUGAACGACUGUAUUUUUUAACUGUGAUACAUGAGUCAUUUAGAUACAUACAUCGAAAAAGUUAAAAUAUAAAAAAAUUAUUAUUUCAGAAUAAUAAAUGAUUGUGUUUUUUUAUUCCAAAGAUAUAUAGCAAAAUUAUUAAUCAAUGAAUUUAUUGUUAAAAUUUAAUAAUGCAUUUAAAUUAAUUGCAUAUCUAUAAUACAUUUAAAUCUAAUAUAAAGAAAAAAGAUAAUAACAAAAUAUAUAAUAAGUGAAAAUAUAAUAAAAUAUAUUUACCAAUAAUUACGUGCCAAAUUUAUAUGAAAAAUGUUUGGUACAACAACUCUAGUGAGCAGGUCAUUCCUAACAAUUUUGAUAUUAUUGACAUUAUACUUCCUUGGAAUGGACCUUUUGUUGUAUUCUAGAAUACAAAAUUAUGAUAUAAGACCUACAUUAAAUGGUACACCAUAUAUUUCAAUCAUACCUUGUGAUUUUAAUCCAUUAUGUACAGUGACUGUAAAAGGAUUAAUGCUUGAUCAUCCAAAUCAUUUUCUUCUGAGCCCUCUUGCAGCUAUCAUGGAUGAUUUAUUGCAAAUAAGUAGCUCUUGGAUAUGGGUGACGCCAAAUGCAAUCAGUUGUUUUCAUAUAUUCAUAGCAGUGGCAGCUGGUAAAUGUGUAUCAAGUGAUUCAUUAUCUUAUAGACGCUUAGGUGUAAUAAUUUUUCAAGCAAGGACAUGGUUGGAUGAUUUAGAUGGACAUGUUGCUAGAAAAAGAGCAAAGAUUAAUGGUGAACGAUCAGAUAUUGGUUCAACUGGUUAUAUUAUUGAUGGUAUCUGUGAUGGUUUGGGUUGUGUUGCUUUUAUUAUUGGCUUAUAUCAAUUUCUUGCCCGUAAUUCAAGUAGACGUGGAGGUUAUGAUAAGCUGCCUCAACUUCCUGUAUCUUCAGUUCUGGAACCUGGAAAUGUAACAUUGAAAACAUCAAAUGCAGCAUUUCGUAAUAUAUUACUUAUGACCGUCCAUUUGUUCCUCACCAGUGCCGCCUGGAAUCGAUAUAUAUCUUUAUACCAGGAUCUUCUUGAGACUGAUUAUAGAACACCAUCAAUUAGUAGAGAACAUCUUUAUGAUAGACAAACAACUAUAUUCAGAAGUUCAUCUUUUUCAAUAAUAGCUUUUUGCUGGAAAUUUCUAAAUUUCCAUGCUGUCAUGGAUUAUCUGCUUUUGGCAAUAUUUUUUGAUCGUAUGCGAGAAUAUAUUAGGCUUGUAAGAUGGUCUCCAUUUGUUAUUGUAUUAUUACUUGUUUAUAUAACUGAAUUUCAUUUUUUACGGGCCUAUACAUAUAUACAAGAAGUACCAUCUUUAAUUGAUGAAGAGAUAUCUUCAUCUGAUGUUUUUACUCAAGGAUGACAGUGUAAAUCUUGGAAAAUAUUGUUUUGUAUAUUUAUUUUUUACCGGUGAUAUAUAAUAAUUACAAUGACUAUUGUAUAUUUAAAUUUGCAAAUUUGUCUAUAAAAAUAUCUUGAUAAAAUUUUUUGUAUUUUCUAUUUUUCUGCAUGUAUUUUGUAUAAAUACCAGGCUAAUGUAUAAAAAAUGUGUAUAACCCCUUAAAUGGCAAAGUAAUAAUAUUUUUACAAUUUAUAAUAUUUUAUUUUAUUAUUAUGAUAUUAUAUUCAAUUAUAUUUCAUUAAUUAAAAUUUUCAGACAAUAAUUCAAUUUUUAAUUAAGCUAUUUAUAACUUGUAAUAUAUAAUAUUUAUAAUGCAAAAUCUUUUAAAGAAAGAUAACGAAUUAUUUUAACUUAUUAAAUAUUUAAUAAUAUACUUGUCUUCCUGAUUAAAUAUUUAUGUAAUAUAUCAUAGUUUAAUGUCUAUUGUAUGUAAUUAUUAUUAAUAUAUUAUAUAAUAUAUUACAAUACUACAAAUUAUUAGUUUUAUUAAUAUUUAAUGUUAGAAUAUUUGACAUUUAUUUUCAUUUAAGGGGUUAACAUUAUUAUUUAAUUAUAUAAUUAUAUAAUAACAGGAAUAUAUACUUGAAAAAUAAUUUAAUGGAUCUGAGCUUAUCCAUUUCAUGAAAUUUUUUUUAGUAUGUUUUUUAUAUCUGUAGUUAUAAAUGUAAAAUUAUUGAAAUAUGAAAUUAUAAUUAUUACAUAUUUCAAUUUAGUCAUUUAAUCUAAAUAAUAAUCUAUAGGUUGUAUGUAUUAUAUACAAAUAUAUAUUUAUGUUAAAUAUAUAUGGCAAGUAAUAUAUGUUUAUAUAUGUGAUAAUUAUUAUUACUAAGUGCAUAAAAAAUAUAAUUUUGUAUUUUUUACUUGUAAUAAUUAACGACCUCUUGCCUUUAUCUAUAUAUUUUAAUGUGAUCCAGUAUCGCGAGUUACCUAGUUAUAGUACUUGUAAGUUUGCUGAAGUCACGUGGUAGACUUUUACAUAUAUAAGCUGUUAUAAUGAGCUUUCAAUAAAAUCCGAUAUAAAUAUGACAUUAAAUCACGAAGACAUAAUAUAUAUAAUGUUCUUCCGUUACCGGAUUGCGCCAAGAUUAAAACCAAGAGUAGAAUCCAAAGUGUAGAGCUUCACGUUGAACUUGAAAAGCAAUGAGUACAUUUAACAGUGUACAAAUCAAGUUUGUGUAAAAUAUAAACUUUACUUAUCUGGCA
Apis cerana (Asiatic honeybee) is the source of this 3733-nucleotide messenger RNA. Its product is annotated as Ceramide phosphoethanolamine synthase. Gene Ontology annotation, cellular component: membrane. NCBI's taxonomy places the organism in Eukaryota, Metazoa, Arthropoda, Insecta, Hymenoptera, Apidae. The record is from RefSeq and is a predicted model, not a curated record. Gene Ontology annotation, biological process: phospholipid biosynthetic process. Gene Ontology annotation, molecular function: phosphotransferase activity, for other substituted phosphate groups.